GCAGGCUUUUGUGUUUGUUUUACUUUUUUGGCACGCCUGCAGCCAAGUUGGGGAGGGUUUCCUGGACAGAAGUCCUCUGGCUGCUGCCUUAAGACGAGCAGCCUGGGCUGUGGCUGUCACUGCGUUCGGUCCCAGACCCACUGCAGCCCACGCAGCAGCAUGGAGCUCUGGGGGGCCUACCUGCUACUCUGCCUCUUCUCCCUCCUGACCCAGGUCACCGCCGAGCCACAAAUCCAGAAGGACAAGAAGGCUGCAAAUGCCAAGAAAGAUGUUGUGAGUCCGAAGAUGUUUGAGGAGAUCAAGAGCCGUCUGGACAGCCUGGCCCAGGAGGUGGCCCUGCUGAAGGAGCAGCAGGCCCUGCAGACGGUCUGCCUGAAGGGGACCAAGGUGCACAUGAAAUGCUUUCUGGCCUUCACCCAGGCAAAGACCUUCCACGAGGCCAGUGAGGACUGCAUCUCGCGUGGGGGCACCCUGGGCACCCCGCAGACGGGCUCGGAGAACGACGCCCUGUACGAGUACCUGCGCCAGAGCAUGGGCAACGAGGCCGAGGUGUGGCUAGGCUUCAACGAUAUGGCGUCCGAGGGCUCCUGGGUGGACAUGACCGGCGCCCGCAUCACCUACAAGAACUGGGAGACCGAGAUCACCGCGCAGCCCGACGGCGGCAAGACGGAGAACUGCGCAGCGCUGUCUGGAGCCGCCAACGGCAAGUGGUUGGACAAGGGCUGCCGCGACCAGCUUUCCUACAUCUGCCAGUUCUCGAUCGUGUAGCCCGCGGGGUGAGGGCAGGGGGGCCUGGAGGAGGGCGGGGCCCGGGAGGCCGGGAGGCGGGGUGGUGACUCCGUGCGCUUGGAGGCUCUUUUUGCAAAUAAAGUGGGUGCAGCUUAGCGGAGAGGA
Cebus imitator (Panamanian white-faced capuchin) is the source of this 894-nucleotide messenger RNA. It is a transcript of the gene CLEC3B, whose product is annotated as C-type lectin domain family 3 member B. Lineage: Eukaryota; Metazoa; Chordata; Mammalia; Primates; Cebidae. Gene Ontology annotation, biological process: bone mineralization; ossification. The transcript is spliced from 3 exons. The record is from RefSeq and is a predicted model, not a curated record. The coding region runs from base 160 to 768 and encodes 202 amino acids.